Messenger RNA from Loxodonta africana (African savanna elephant), 1029 nucleotides. RefSeq names its product deoxythymidylate kinase (gene DTYMK). The record is from RefSeq and is a predicted model, not a curated record. Gene Ontology annotation, biological process: dUDP biosynthetic process; dTDP biosynthetic process; dTTP biosynthetic process. The coding region runs from base 1 to 738 and encodes 245 amino acids. Gene Ontology annotation, cellular component: nucleus; cytosol; mitochondrion. The transcript has 6 exons. Gene Ontology annotation, molecular function: ATP binding; nucleoside diphosphate kinase activity; dTMP kinase activity. NCBI's taxonomy places the organism in Eukaryota, Metazoa, Chordata, Mammalia, Proboscidea, Elephantidae.
AUGGCGGGCCGGCGCGGGGCGCUGAUCGUGCUGGAGGGCGUGGACCGCGCCGGCAAGAGCACGCAAAGCCGCAAACUGGUGGCCGCCCUGUGCGCCGCCGGGCACCGCGCCGAGCUGCUCCGCUUCCCGGAAAGAUCUACCGAAAUUGGCAAACUGUUGAAUUCCUACUUGGAGAAGAAAAACGAAGUGGAAGAUCACUCUGUGCACCUGCUCUUCUCCGCAAAUCGCUGGGAACAAGUGCCUUUAAUUAGAAACAAGUUGGACCAAGGUGUCACCCUCAUUGUGGACCGGUACGCCUUUUCUGGUGUUGCCUUUACAGCAGCCAAAGAGGUGGUGGCUGCUGGGCCCAGAAGUUCAGUAGGGCACAGCGAUGCUCCCAGUUCCGUCCUUGCCUUGUCAUGUAGCUGGAAUCCUCCUUCGAGGGACACUCUGCACCAAGCAUCCGGUUGCUCAGAACUUCUCUGUAGACUGGUGCAAGCAGCCGGACGUGGGCCUCCCCAGGCCCGACUUGGUCCUGUUCCUGCAACUGCAGCUGGCAGAUGCGGCCCGGCGUGGUGGGUUUGGCCAGGAGCGCUACGAGGACCGUGCCUUCCAGGAGCGGGCCCUGCAUUGCUUCCAGCAGCUCAUGCAGGAUCCGAGCCUGGACUGCAAGCCCUCUCCUGUACGCCUGUGGGCGCAGACGAUCGAUGCCUCCAGGAGCGUGGAGGACGUGCACAAGGAGGUACGCGCCCUGUCUGAGGACGCCAUUCGGGCUGCCGCACAAACGCCACUGGGCCAGCUAUGGACAUAGGUGCCUGAGCCCCGCCAUUCUGCCGUAACACCAGGUUUGCUCACGAGCGUGUGCACGCAGAGGGGACACGUGGGCAAUGUAUCGUGAGCUGGGCUGCGAGGCCAAGGGACAUGGGGGACCUGCAGCAGGACGAAAGCAUGGGUGUGGCUGGGGCACCUGUCCUUCAGUGUCCGCCCCUGUUUCCUCUGCCCCCUUUUUCUGAGAAUAUUAAUAAACUUUUUAUUGGUGUUCAGCAAUAA